AUGCGUCUGCUGCAUGGCUGCCGGUCCCAGGCCGUCUGCACCGGGCUCGUCUUGCUGGGCUCGGCCUUGCAGCCGGUUGCUGCCACCAGGCCCAAGAAUGCCAUUCUCCUGUCCGAGGUCCAGUCUCUCACCCUGCGUGCCGGCAAGAUGACGUCCCAUCGCCGCGUAUCGGCCGUGCCCCAGCUCUCGUGCACGUCCAGCCCGCCGGCUCUCUGCGACCUGCACACCGUCGACGUGAUGCGCUGCACCAACGAGGGUCCCGGCUACGACCACGAGGACAUCCAGUGGUCCUGCACGGCUCAGCUGCCGCCCGAGCUCAAGGUCUGGGCGCCACCGACGUCCUGUGCCGUCGAGUACCGCCUGCUGCUGACCGACCUCGGCGAUGAGCGAUACCCCGAUCUGGCUGCAGAAACAAGCGCCGGUGGUCUCGCUGGUGCCGACUGGAGCUCCUGGCUGUUCUUCGGUCUCUUCGCCGCUGUCUGCAUCUGGAUCGUCUGGUCGGCCCUCACGGCCGGUGGCCGCGAUGACGAAGGACAGGCGAAUGGUACACGACGGCCAGGUGGUGGUGGAGGUGGAGGAGGUCCCGGCUUUGAUGGAGGUGGUGGUGGUGGUGGCUACGACUACGACAACGACCCACCGCCACCCUAUCCCGGUAAUCCCAAGCCGGAGUCGUCCACGGCAGCUGCCCGGGCUGCUGGCCAGCAGUGGCGCCCAGGAUUCUGGACCGGCAUGGCUGGUGGUGCUGCAGCUACUUAUCUGGCUGGGCGCAACAGCAACAACGGCAGCAGCAGCAGAAACAACUCCGGCUACGGCUACGAUGGCCCCAGACAGCCUGGUCGGGGAUUUGGCCGCUCGGCUGGGCCGUCCUACCGAUCACAGUCGCCCCAGAGACCGCUGACAAGAUCCACAUCGUCUGCCCGUUACGAGGGCACCGGCUUUGGCUCCACGAGCCGUCGGUGA
This is a messenger RNA of Grosmannia clavigera kw1407, 960 nucleotides long. RefSeq names its product duf1183 domain containing protein. Gene Ontology annotation, cellular component: endoplasmic reticulum membrane. The transcript has 3 exons. The record is from RefSeq and is a predicted model, not a curated record. Bases 1 to 960 code for a protein of 319 amino acids. NCBI's taxonomy places the organism in Eukaryota, Fungi, Ascomycota, Sordariomycetes, Ophiostomatales, Ophiostomataceae. Gene Ontology annotation, biological process: regulation of store-operated calcium entry.